CUUUCAUUAGACGGCAACAUAAAAUGCCGUCUUUGGGAAUUUUAUUCUUAAAAGUUUACAAUAGAAUUACAAAAGCAAAGGUGUUGUUAAAUCCCUUACUACCUCUUGAUUGGUUAGUGUUAAGGUGUGUUUUUUCACGGCACACAUUGGUGUCACCCUGGAAAAAAGUGCACUCCCUAAUGCUAAAGAUCCUCACUAUUAUCAAGCCGGCAAAUAUUGCACACCCUUGCAAAUGAGCUCUAGAAUUCGCAAAGCACAUAGGGCACAAAAUCUGUAACGCACUGCCGAGCCACUCGUUGCAUUUCAGUUCCUGUCGUACGUUCAAACUGUAACAAUGUGCACCUCAUCUGCAGUGUAUCUGGCGCUUCUGGUUGCGCUUACCUUUCUCGCCGCCGUGUCAACGGUCGAUGGCGAUGCAGCAGCUCAGUCACGCCAAAAACGCUUCCUAAUAUUUCCCCGUGCCAAUCCGCAACGUUUGCAGAUGAUCGGCGGCUUCGGUAUACCGGCCGACAUCCAGCUAGAAUCCGUCACGAUGGGGUACGUGUUUAAGUCGGUCUAUUUAUUGCCCUGGAACUCGUCCCACUGGAUACCGCCGUUUCUCGAUCGGCACGAGCUGGAGACGGAACGGGUACUGCGUCGGCGGGCAGCCGUACCAACGACGAUGCCGCCACUGGUGUUGGCACCCCAGUCGCAUGCCGAGCCGCCCUACGAACGGUACGAUGGGCGGUGGCAGGAGCUGGACACUGAAUCGUUGCCGCCACCACCACUGGAGCAACUGGGACGCUCACCUCACCAGCAGCAGCAUCACUCCCGCUGGACGUUCUAUCGUAUGCUGGAGCAAUUGUUUGAGCAAAAAGGUUUCGAUGGUCGGAGCUGUGUGUUGCGUGCGAUUUGUGAAGCAUCGGAAGCACGCUUUACCCACACGAGCGGGCUGAUCGGGGAACUGUUGCACAUUGCCUUUACGCCAUCGGCCACGGAGGAUGCCGUCGCGGAACCGCACCAUUCGCUGUACGGGCAGGCGGAAACGGUUCCGGACAGCAUGAGUGCCAGCAACGGUCAAUCGGUUUGCGCUGCCAUGUUCGCCGAAUGUUCGCUUUCGCUGUUGGGCUCGUUUUCGGACGUUUUUGCGUGACGAAGGGAACUGUUUCUAUUAGUUUGUACUUUGAAGGAUUUAAUUGAGGAGAAGAAAGGUUAUUUAGGCGUUUAGCUGAUUGCAUUCGUUUAAAGCAUGCAUGCGUCCUGUUACAUUUUUCAAACCAACCAGUUUUAUUGGUAAAGACGUAUGUUAAGUAAAUUUAAUGUAAUAAAAGAAAGUUUUUUGAUGUUGUA
Molecule: messenger RNA, 1329 nt
Organism: Anopheles coluzzii
Lineage: Eukaryota; Metazoa; Arthropoda; Insecta; Diptera; Culicidae
Exons: 2
Coding region: 335-1132 (265 amino acids)
Source: RefSeq, a predicted model, not a curated record